Messenger RNA from Poeciliopsis prolifica (blackstripe livebearer), 4601 nucleotides. RefSeq names its product phosphodiesterase 3A, cGMP-inhibited (gene pde3a). Gene Ontology annotation, biological process: positive regulation of oocyte development; oocyte maturation. Bases 135 to 3224 code for a protein of 1029 amino acids. Lineage: Eukaryota; Metazoa; Chordata; Actinopteri; Cyprinodontiformes; Poeciliidae. Gene Ontology annotation, cellular component: cytosol. The record is from RefSeq and is a predicted model, not a curated record. Gene Ontology annotation, molecular function: 3',5'-cyclic-AMP phosphodiesterase activity. The transcript has 14 exons.
CGCAUCGAACAUUAUGUAUGUUUUUUUUUAUUAUUAUCUUUUUUCCACACUUAACUCAAGCCCUGGCCUCCCCCUGACCACACCUGUAUAGAUGCUUUAUAGACUUCCUCAUACUUCAUAUCGGGCCAUGAGUGAUGGCGAUGUCUGCAGAGGCUUGCGGUACCACCGGUACGCAGAGCAGCACUCGUACGAAAGGCUUCGGCGCGCCGGAUCGCAACGGGUAUGUGAAAACACGCGUCACCCCGCGGUGCAGAGACCCGGACUGUGAAGCGUGGCUCAGGCUGAUGUUCAACAAACUCUGGAGCUCCCAGAGGGUCCGGUGGGCUGCGUGCGUGGGCUCGCUCUCCGUCUUUCUCGCCGCUCUGGUCAAAUGCGCAGGCUGGACAGCUGAGGCCAGCAGCAGCAGCAGCAGCAGCGCUGACAACACACUCUCGCCCUCACCGUCCCUCCUCCACUUUGUUUCAGACCGCGCAGCCGAGCUGUUGCAAACUUGCUGGAGUGCGCUGUCGUUGCUGUUUGCGCUCGUGUGUGCCUUCUUCUGGGUCGGCGUGUACUUGAUCCACUGCGGGGUGCUGAUCGAGACCCUCCUCUCCCUCCUGACCUUGUGCCACCUGGGCGAAGUCGCGGCGUGGUCCCUUCUGGACGGGACAGAUGAGCAGCUGCUCUCGUCCGCCACAGCGGCCGGGGUCGUGCUCCUUUGCGCGGUCGCUGGAGUACUCAUGGUAGUUCGGCUGAACCAGGGCACAUCGGUGAUCGUUCUCAUCAGCGUGGCCAGGACCGUCUCGCUCCUGUCGCUGCACAAAGUGCGAGCCGCCUGGAGACCGUACGUGGCGUACCUGGUCGGAGUGCUGGGCAUCCUGCUGGCGAGGUAUGCUGACAGGCUCCUGCCUAAACAAGAGACGCACAAGGAGGGCUGCACCCCCGUGACCGGAGCCAGGGAAGAGAUUCCUGUAUUUAAAAGGCGCAGGAGGUCCAGUUCAGUUGUAGCCUCAGACAUGGCACACAGUCAGUCCAACAGUAAGUCACACCGACGGACCUCUCUGCCAUGCAUCCAGAGGGACCAGAUGCUUUCCCGUUCAGAAUGGGACCACAAGAGAGGCUCCCGAGGAUCACAGUCCUCUGGCACGACUGUGAUGGUGGACAUAGCGGUGAUGGGAGAGGCCCACGGACUGAUCACAGACCUCCUGGCCGACCCCUCUCUGCCGUCCCACACCUGCACGUCGCUGCGCGCCGUCAGCAGCCUCCUCACCACCCAGCUCACCUUCCAGCCGCUCCACCGGCCGCGCCCCGCCCUCCUGCUCAACCCCUGCGAUGCCUACACCUGUUCUGACUCAGAAGAGGGACCCGAAAAGGGGGAGAAGACGUCGAUACACAAGCGUCUCAGGCGGAGUCUCCACCCCGGCCUUCUGAGGAGGAUUUCUUCCACGUGGACGACCACCACCUCAGCCACAGGACUGCCCACCAUCGAGCCCGGGCCUGUUCGAAGGGACCGCAGCUCCAGCAUCAAACCGUACCAUGAAACGCUCACAUGCAGUUGUGGGAGGCCGUACAUCAGACUGACCCACGGAGAGGGCUCUAUCGAUAAGGGAGAGAGGAUACCGCGAACAGAGGACUCUGUCGUUGUGUCAUCAGACUAUGACAGCACCCAUGAAGCCAACCACAGUGACAGCAGUGAUGUAGCACAAACAGAGGAGGACUCAGAAAAGGGAAAAAAGUCCUCCCCGAACGUCAUCCUCCAUGCACUAAUGCCUCCUGAGGACAAACCCAUUCUGGCACAAGAGCCAUUAGUAAUGGAAGAGCUGGAGCCUUUAAUGAGUCAAUUAAAUAAUUGGAACUUUCCUAUUUUCACUCUAAUGGAGAAGACAAAUGGAAAAUGUGGGAGGAUCCUCAGUCAGGUGUCUUACAGGCUCUUUGAGGACACUGGCCUGUUCGAGACCUUUAAGAUCCCCGUCAAAGAGUUCAUGAACUACUUCCAUGCUCUGGAGAGCGGCUACAGAGACAUACCAUAUCACAACAGGAUCCACGCCACAGAUGUGCUUCAUGCGGUCUGGUACCUCACCACGCAGCCUGUGCCUGGUCUACCCAGCCUCAUUAAUGAUCACAGCUCAGCCAGUGACUCGGACUCUGACAGUGGGAUAACACACAGUCACAUGGGCUUCCUGGUUUCAAAGACCUACACUGUGUCAGAAGACGGAUAUGGCUGCCUGUCUGGCCUCAUCCCCGCUCUGGAGCUGAUGGCGCUUUACGUAGCUGCUGCAAUGCACGACUACGAUCAUCCUGGGAGAACGAAUGCUUUCCUCGUGGCCACCAGCGCCCCUCAGGCAGUGCUCUACAACGAUCGCUCGGUCCUGGAAAAUCACCACGCCGCCUCUGCCUGGAACCUCUUCAUGUCACACCCAGACUACAACUUCCUGGUCAACCUGGACCACGUGGAGUUCAAACGCUUCAGGUUCCUGGUCAUCGAGGCCAUCCUGGCAACAGACCUCAAGAAGCACUUUGACUUCCUGGCUGAGUUCAAUGCCAAGGUGGGCGAUGAUCCGUCAACGGGUAUCGACUGGUCUAAUGAGAACGACAGGCUACUGGUGUGCCAGAUGUGCAUUAAGCUGGCAGACAUCAACGGGCCUUUAAAGUGCAAGGACCUGCAUCUGCAGUGGACCGAGGGCAUUGUCAAUGAGUUCUAUGAACAGGGCGAUGAGGAGUCCAGCCUGGGGCUUCCUGUCAGCCCCUUCAUGGAUCGAGCAGCGCCGCAGCUGGCCAAGCUUCAGGAAUCGUUCAUCACGCACAUCGUCGGACCGCUCUGCAACUCCUACGACUCGGCUGGCCUCAUACCCGGACGGUGGGUGGAGCCAGAGCCUGAGGAGGAGGAGCCAGAGAUCGCUGAAAGCGAGGAGGCAGAUGAAGACGGAUCCACCUGCUCUGACGCGUCGCAAAAAGCAGCUCCCAAGAAAAGGAGGAAAGCAUUCUGCCAGAUCACGCAGCACCUGCUGGAAAAUCACAAGAUGUGGAAGAAAGUGAUAGAAGACGAAGCGCAGAAUGAGGAGCAGGGAACGGAGUCCGCCCACUUAAACAAAGUCACUGAGCCGAUUCUGGCCAUUGACGAAGAAGAGGAGGAGUCGGGCAGCAGGGAAGAGCCGGUGGAAGGAGAGCAUUGUGAGGAGGAGACGGAGAAAGCCGAGUGGCCCGUUUCUGACAGGGACGACUCUCAGACUCCAGAACCGCAGUGAAACCUCUAAACACCCUCAGAUAGAGACGCAGCAUCAGUCAGGAUAAGGAUGUAAAGAAAUUUUCCUUUUGACCUCAUCCUGCUGACUCCUGUUUCUGCCAGCACAUUACUUAGACACAACACUGUAGAUGUUUGGGAAACGCGUGCCUACACAGAAAAAAAAAACAACAAAAAAACAAAAAAAACAGGGUGGGAAAUCUUGUGCUUUACAUAUUUAAUCUGAAUAUGUGGUUUUACCAAACAUUUAUAUGGGUUUUUCUUUUCUCACAUUGCAAUAAUGCAUUAUUCAUGGACUUAGGGAUACAGACUAUUUUGCUACUGUCAGGAGUUGAAGACAAACAGUUGCAUAGGUUUUAACAAAGCGUGGUAACACAGGACUGCAGAAAUCUGCUGCCUCUUUAUACAAAAAUGAUUUCCCGAAUGUGAUUAUAUAUAAACAUCACCAUCACAUGCUUGUGUUUUGAUUGUAGCUCAUCUUUUUUGGUUUAAGCUGUGCUAGUUUAUGUCUUUUUAUUUUUUUAUUUUUUUUAUAUCCACACAUAAAUUGUAAAGGGACCGAUUCACACACUAGGAAUAAUCUUCUUCCUUUCACCUCUUGACAGAAAUAAUCCCUCACUUGUGGGUUUUAGCACCCAAAGUCAAAUAUUUAUGAAUAUGAUGUUUGAUCUUUAUUGCCAAAUGAGGUAUUUAAUGCCGUCAUGUGGAGAUACGUCUCAGAAACGCAGAGGCAGCUCUGAACUGUCUCUAUGCGUCUGCAUUUGGGAGUUCCUCAGUUUUUACUCUAAUGUACACAUUUGUUCUCCAGAAGGCAGAAGGGCGAAAAACAUAAGUCAAAUGAUUUUCAUUUUUAAAAUGUAAACCUGAUGUCAAAGACACAACCGUUUUACAGCAUUGCCUGUCAAAAGUACUCAUACGCCUCUAUCUGCUUCCGAUCACAAUGACAAACUCGCUUCAGUCAGACCAAAGUUAAACUGCAAUUAAACGUGUUAAGCACUAUUUGAGAGAGAAAAAAGUAAUGCUGCAAUGCCAGCCUGAAUCCCAUCCGCACAGCGCGACAAAUAACGGUGGCAGCAUCAUGCUGUGAGCCGUUUUAUUCAUGAAAAGAUGAAUAGCCAAGCAGUAUUCUUGAGAUCGGGACUAAACCGUUACAAUCGAGCCAGAGCCAGACUGAAAUGGUUUCACUCAAACACAUCCGAACCAAAAAUCCCAAGAGAAUAUCUGACGAGACUCAAACGUUGCUGUUCAUGGAUGUUCUUUGACCCACCGGAUGGAGAAAGAGGAAUUGGAGAAGGAGAUUCUACAAAACAUGGACUGGAAUUCAAAACAGGUUAACUUUACAUUUUUACUCAUUUUUAAUUAUGCAAAAAAAAAAAGAAAA